Molecule: messenger RNA, 429 nt
Organism: Neohortaea acidophila
Lineage: Eukaryota; Fungi; Ascomycota; Dothideomycetes; Mycosphaerellales; Teratosphaeriaceae
Product: Mss4-like protein
Exons: 1
Coding region: 1-429 (142 amino acids)
Molecular function (GO): carbon-sulfur lyase activity
Source: RefSeq, a predicted model, not a curated record
AUGGACGUACGCUGCCAAUGCGGCGCGGUGCAGUUCAAAACGCCUUCCGAGAAGCCCCAAGCGCUCUACCAUUGCCACUGCACGCAAUGCCGCAAGCAAUCCGCGUCGGCGUUUGGCACUUCGGCCGUCUUCACGUCAGAAGGCCUCUUCCCCAUGGACGGGGAGCUGGAAGAGAAGCUGAAGAUCUACACUCGCACGGGGAAUGAGGACGGCGCGCAGGUGGAGUGCUACUUUUGCAAGGAAUGUGGGGUGAGGGUGCUGCAUCGCCGGCGCAAUGAGAAUGGGUAUGGGGGAGGGGUGGUGAUGAUCAAGGGCGGCUUGGUCGAGGGGCUGAAAUGGGAGGGCGGCAUACACAUCCACACAGAGAAUGCGGUCAUGCCGAUUCCAGAAGGGGCGGAGCAGUAUGAGGGCGAGCCGCCAUCAAUCUGA